Molecule: messenger RNA, 1281 nt
Organism: Penicillium macrosclerotiorum
Lineage: Eukaryota; Fungi; Ascomycota; Eurotiomycetes; Eurotiales; Aspergillaceae
Gene: bgt2
Product: GPI-anchored beta-1,3-endoglucanase EglC
Exons: 1
Coding region: 1-1281 (426 amino acids)
Biological process (GO): cell wall organization; carbohydrate metabolic process
Cellular component (GO): fungal-type cell wall; cell surface; extracellular region
Molecular function (GO): glucan endo-1,3-beta-D-glucosidase activity; 1,3-beta-glucanosyltransferase activity
Source: RefSeq, a predicted model, not a curated record
AUGUUUUCCAAGCAGAUUCUCGCCCUGGCCCUGUCUGCGGUGGCCACCGAGGCCGUCUAUCAAGGCUUCAACUACGGCUCUACCAAGGUCGAUGGCAGCAGCAAGUACCAGUCCGACUUCGAGACGGAGUUCGAGACCGCCAAGAACCUCGUCGGCACCAAGGGUGGCUUCACCAGUGCCCGUCUGUACACUAUGAUCCAAGGUGGCUCUACCAGCGACCCCAUCUCGGCCAUUCCCGCCGCCAUCGAGAAGGAUGUCUCUCUUCUGCUCGGUCUCUGGGCCUCUGGUGGUAACAUGGCCAAUGAGAUCACCGCCCUCAAGGCCGCUAUCAACACCUACGGCGAGGACUUCACCAAGCUGGUUGUUGGUAUCUCCGUCGGCAGCGAGGACCUAUACCGCAACUCGGUCACUGGCGUCGAAAAUGAUUCUGGUGUUGGUCUUGACCCCGACGUUCUGGUCUCCUACAUCAAGGAGGUCAAGUCCGCCAUCUCCGGCACCAGCCUGAGCAGCGCCACUAUUGGUCACGUCGACACCUGGGAUUCAUGGACCAACAGCUCCAACUCUGCCGUUAUUGAUGAGCUGGACUGGCUCGGUUUCGACGGUUACCCCUACUACCAGACCAGCAUGUCCAACGGCAUCGACAACGGCAAGACCCUCUUCGACGAGGCUGUCGCGAAGACCAACGCUGUUGCUAACGGCAAGGAGGUCUGGAUCACCGAGACCGGCUGGCCCGUCAGCGGCCCUGAUGAGGGCGAUGCUGUCGCUUCCACCGCCAACGCCAAGCAGUUCUGGGACCAGGUCGGCUGCCCUCUGUUCGGUAACACCAACACUUGGUGGUACAUCCUUGAUGACGCUGGUUCCAGCCCCAGCUUCGGUGUGACCGGCAGCGCCUCUAGCACCAGCCCUCUGUUCAACUUGUCCUGUGGCAACACGACCACCAGCUCCUCCGUUGCCGCCAGCAGCUCCACUAAGCUCGCUGUUGCCUCCUCCAGCGGCUUCGCUACCUCCAAGGCCGGCAACUACGGUGUUGGCAAGCACAGUGCCACCCCGGCUACUUCCACCCCCCUGACCUCCGCCACCAAGGCUGCCACCUCCGGCUCUUCUUCGUCCUCCAGCUCCGGCAGUGGCUCCUCGAGCUCCUCCGGCUCCUCCGCUGGUUCUUCCUCCUCCAGCGCCGCCUCUGCUUCCUCCACCGUCCUGACCACCAACUCCGCCGCCCGCGCUUCUGGCUCCGCCUUCGGUGCCCUCGCCGCGGCCCUGGUCCUCGCCAUCGCUGUUUAA